Molecule: messenger RNA, 417 nt
Organism: Ostertagia ostertagi
Lineage: Eukaryota; Metazoa; Nematoda; Chromadorea; Rhabditida; Trichostrongylidae
Source: the annotation of a GenBank genome assembly
AUGCCGAAGCCGCUGGUGCCGCGGUCGUGGCGCCGCGAAGCGAAGGAACGGCUCGCGCCCGACGGCACGGUCGAAAUCGCACUCGACGUCGAUGCGGCACUGGGCGAAGUGGCCGACCUCGUGGCGCAGGGCGUGGAAAGCCUCGCCAUCUGCUUCCUGCACUCCUACGCCAACGCCGCGCACGAGCGCGCGAUCGGCGCGGCCGUCGCGGAGCGCUUCCAGAACCUGUCGAUCUCGCUCUCCUCCGACAUCGCGCCGGAAAUCCGCGAGUAUCCGCGCGCCAGCACGACGGUGGCCAACGCCUAUGUGCGACCGCUGGCAGAGAUCUAUCUCGAACGCUGGAACAGGCGUUGCGCGCCGAGGGAAUUCCCGGCGGUCUGUUCCUCAUGCUGUCCAACGGCGGCCUCACCCAUGUGA